UGGAAGUGGCAUCUGGUCUCUCGAAUUGUCUGGUUCCCUUGUGGGAUAUUUUGUUUGCCAUUUUCUUUUGUUAGAAUUUUAUAUUGCCACAUUGCUGUCUAGGUUAUAGGCCUAUGUGAAAUGGUUUGGAUCCUAAGCUAGGACUAUUUGGAUGAAGAUGGAUGCAAAAUGGUUGUUGGUUUUUGUUACAAUCAUCUGUAUAAAUUAUCUCCAGACCUCACGAGCAUUGAUAAAGGAUCAGCAAUCAACAACAUCACAACCAAACUUCAUUAUUCUCUUUAUGGAUGAUAUCGGAUGGGGUGAUCUGGGAGCAAACUGGAAUCCCUCUGGCAACUCGGACACUCCUUUUAUGGAUGCCCUUGCAAAGAAAGGAAUGAGGUUCACUGAUUUUCACUCAGGGGCAUCAAUAUGUACGCCCUCGAGGGCCGCGCUGCUCACUGGCCGUCUGGGAAAGAGGACAGGAGUUAUCAGGAACUUUGGAAAGAAAUCAACGGGUGGCCUACCAUUGAACGAGACUACUAUGGCUGAGACGUUGCAAGCUGGGGGUUAUCGGACUGGGAUGAUUGGCAAAUGGCAUCUUGGGAUGACUAAACCAUUCCAGCCUUACCGUCGAGGAUUUGAGUACUUCUAUGGGUUGCCAUGGAGUAAUGACAUGGGGUGCGUUGACAAACCAGGGCAGGACAUACCUCACUGUGCACCAUGCGCCCAAGAUCCUCAUGGCAUCCUCAGUAAUGAAAUCUGGAGUGAAGGAAUAUUUAAAAAUUAUUCCUACAACAAACAAGGUAGUGAGCAACUUGGCUGCGAUCCACAGCUAGCCCUUCCACUGUUUGAAAAUGAUACCAUCUUACACCAACCAGUCAACCUGCAGACACUCUCAAAUAAUUAUGCAGAGAAAGCGCAGGCAUUUAUCAAAAACAGUAAAAACAAAACUGAUAGUCGUCCAUUCUUGCUGUAUAUUGCAUUUGCUCACAUGCAUGUACCGCUAAUCUACAUGGAAAACUUCACAAACUCUUCCAAAUCACGUGGAGUGUACGGCGAUACAUUGCAUGAAUUAGACAACACGGUUCAGCGUAUCUAUAAAGCGGUACAAGAUGCAGGUGUUGAAGAAAACACACUCAUUUGGGCGACAGGUGACAAUGGACCUUGGGAGGUUAAAUGUCAGUUAAGCGGUGACCCUGGCCCAUUUAUAGGAGGUUGGCAGAAACAGAAUGGGGGUGGAAGUACAUCAAAGCUAACAGUAUGGGAGGGAGGUCAUAGGGAGCCCAGCUUUGCCUAUUGGCUGAAUCACAUCAAGCCAGGCAGUGUCUCUGACUCCAUUCUCUCCGCCAUGGAUAUAUACCCUACUUUAGCAUCUCUAGCUGGCAUAGCGUUGCCUAGUGACAGAGAGUAUGAUGGAAUCGAUAUCAGUGGGGUUCUGCUAAAUGGUGAAGAAAUCAAGCAACGUGUACUUUUCCAUCCAAACAGCAAGCCAGCAGACAGGGAAAAUAACGGCGAAUUUGAUGCAAUACGCUACAACCAGUACAAGGCCAUUUACAGAUCAGGUGGUGUUAAGGGUUGCGGGGGAGUCAAGGGUGAUAUCCAAAGACAUAACCCUCCUCUGAUAUUUAACCUGCUGACAGACCCAGGUGAAGAACACCCUCUGGACACACAGUCAAACGAAUAUCAGGAUGCAUACACUCAUAUUAAACUAGCACGUAUGCGCAUGGAUCGGAGUAUAUUUCAAGACAAUACAACGGUUGCGGACUACUCACAGUCGCCGGAUGCUGAACCUUGUUGUAAUCCUAAUCAUGUUGUUUGCCGAUGUACAUUAUAAUCAUAUUAUCAAUGAUUCAUGUUCACCAUCUGCAAUCUCAUAAUGGAAAUAGAAGUGCGCCCUCUACAACUAGGUACUGAAAUAGAAGUACUACUUACUUAAAGUGUAUUUGCACUAUUGACUGUGUAAAGAAUAAAUAUGCAAAAAAAAAAAAAAAAAACUCAGGCAAAUACAUGCUGCCAUGUGUGUAGACUGGGGAUGGUGGAUGCACCCCCAAUGACAGCAAAUUAGUUUCACUAAGUGGGUUAAAAUACUAAAAAUGACCAUGGAAUAUGGAUUUAGUUCUGCAUUCCCAUUUCUUUUUUCCUGUUUUUUUAUAGCGGUACAUAAGGAAAAAGUGGAAAAAUUAACAACAAAUUUUGAUUUUAGAUUAAAAAAGAAACUAUAUACCAUAUUUAUUUGAAUUAACACCCUGGGGAAUUUAUUGUUGAGCAGGGUUUUUGAGGGGCGUUUAUUCGAGGGAGGCAACAACUCAGUAAUGAUUAUGGGUUUACCUUACCUGUUUAUAAUAUCUAUAUCUUUGUAAUAUUUUUAUGUAUAUUAUUAGUAACUUGUGCAUUGUGUUGCUCUUCUUUUGAAGGAAGCAACAUGUUGUUUAUAAUGUUUUGUAUGUUUUCUUUAUAUAUAAAUAUAUAUUAUCUAUAUAGAUAAACAGUUUUAAUUGAAUAUUAAUUUUAGUAAGAGGUCAAAUGUGUUCCAUGUAGAUAAAAAUUAAAUUAUUUAAGCUGCUUUUUGUCCUUAAUUCAAAUGCAAAAUUGUAUGCUGGACUUGGUUUAGCAGUAUCAUAAAAGAAUGUUUUAUGAGGAAGUCAAAUGCAUUCCAUAUAGAAUAGAAUUAAAUUAUUUAAGCUAAUUUUGUUCUAAAUUCAAAUGCAAAAUUGUAUGCUGGUUUAUCGUAAAAGGAUAUUUAUGCAAGUUAGUUAAUUAUUAAGAUAAGGCUGCAAAUUGUGUGAUGGAAGGGUUUUCAGUGAUGAAGUGUGUAUCGUCAAUAUAAAAGCAGAUACAAUCAUAAGACACUAAUCAUUAUGUUCAAAACGUCACCUCUAUUAUCUACAUCUAUUAUUAUGCUACAUUCAGAACAAUAUCAUGAUACUAGUAUCCAUGAUAUUUGCAUUUGUUUUUAUAUUUGUAUGUACAGUACUGGUAAUUUUGUGCAUUUUAAUACCAGUUGUAUUCCAUUGAAAUUCAGGAUGACUAAAUAUGGUAAUGUGAUUUACAGUAUAUUUUUUUAAAAAGAAAUUUUCUUUCAUUCAAUUUAGGCUUACAGUUAUUUUUUGAAUAAACUCAAGCAAUGACUA
Messenger RNA from Anneissia japonica, 3110 nucleotides. Its product is annotated as arylsulfatase G-like. Lineage: Eukaryota; Metazoa; Echinodermata; Crinoidea; Comatulida; Comatulidae. Bases 152 to 1813 code for a protein of 553 amino acids. Gene Ontology annotation, molecular function: arylsulfatase activity. The record is from RefSeq and is a predicted model, not a curated record. The transcript has 11 exons.